Anthonomus grandis grandis is the source of this 1077-nucleotide messenger RNA. Its product is annotated as proline-rich protein HaeIII subfamily 1-like. The record is from RefSeq and is a predicted model, not a curated record. Bases 1 to 1077 code for a protein of 358 amino acids. Lineage: Eukaryota; Metazoa; Arthropoda; Insecta; Coleoptera; Curculionidae. The transcript is spliced from 2 exons.
AUGAUUUUCAGACAAAUGUUCCAUACCUUGGUAAUUUUAACCACAGUAGGCACCAUACUCGCAGACUACCCUGGUCCGUCAAGGUGGCCCUAUCCCGCUGCAGAAGCAAAAUUCAUAAUUCCUGUACCUGGAAUUCAACAACCUUUAAGGCCUCCUUCUUAUCAGUCCGAAGAGUCUAGAGUUACUACUCCGAACGGUCUGAAUCUACCAAAGGAACAAAAAGUUGAAACAGUACAAGGACCAUAUACAGCUACAGAACCAAAAAUUGAAAUAACACAGAAACCCAUGCCUGUCCAAGAACUCAUCAAAGUUGAAAUACUCCAAGGACCUUAUCCAGCUGCCGAACCAAAAAUUGAAAUAACACAAAGACCAAUUUUCGUUCAAGAACCCAAGGCUGAAGUACCACAAGGUCCUUAUCCCGCUCCAGAACCAAAAAUUGAAAUACCACAAGGACCAUAUCCUCCUGCAGAGCCAAAAAUUGAAAUAAUGCAAAAGCCCAUUCCUGUCCAAGAACCCAUCAAGGUUCAAAUACCCCAAGGACCUUAUCCUGCUGCAGAGCCUAAAAUUGAAGUUAUUACAGAAGGUCCUUAUCGCGCUCCAGAACCAAAAACUGAACUUAAACCACAGAAACCCAAGGUUGAAAUACCACAAGGUCCUUAUCCAGCUCCAGAGCCAAAAACUGAAAUACGACAAGGACCAUAUCCUGCUGCAGAGCCUAAAAUUGAAGUUAUUACACAAGGUCCGUACCCUGCUGCAGAACCAAGGACUGAAAUACCCCAAGGACCUUAUCCAGCUCCAGAGCCAAAAACUGAAAUACCACAAGAACCAUAUCCUGCUGCAGAGCCUAAAAUUGAAGUUAUUACAGAAGGUCCUUAUCCUGCUCCAGAACCAAAGACUGAAAUACCCCAAGGACCUUAUCCAGCUCCAGAACCCAAGGUUGAAACACCACAAGGACCAUAUCCUCCUGCAGAGCCAAAAACUGAACUUAAACUACAGAAACCCAAGGUUGAAGUACACUUGAACAAACAUCCCACAUAUCCUUAUCCGGCAGCAGAACCCUUGGAUAAUAGAAUAUAA